Sinocyclocheilus rhinocerous is the source of this 1975-nucleotide messenger RNA. Its product is annotated as paired box protein Pax-6-like. The record is from RefSeq and is a predicted model, not a curated record. Bases 129 to 923 code for a protein of 264 amino acids. The transcript has 8 exons. Gene Ontology annotation, biological process: regulation of transcription by RNA polymerase II. Lineage: Eukaryota; Metazoa; Chordata; Actinopteri; Cypriniformes; Cyprinidae. Gene Ontology annotation, molecular function: RNA polymerase II transcription regulatory region sequence-specific DNA binding; DNA-binding transcription factor activity, RNA polymerase II-specific.
CACAGUUCAUUGUUAACAAAGCAAGUUGUCAGGAAACCCUCAAUAACAUUUAAAAAGAGGGAUAGCAUUGCUGUGCUGCCGUGGAUGUGCUGCUCGUGAUGUAAUGGCUGGCUGGAGUGGUCAGGUACAUGAUGUUUGAGAGGUUGACCAUGCUGAAUAUCCAGAGCACCUCAAACUGGAGUGGAGCAAAUGACUGGUACCAUCAGCAGAACACAGUUCCCAGCCAGCACAGCACUGAUGGCUGCCUGGUGGGGACGGAUGGGAGGAUGGCAGGAGAAGGAGGGCAUGUGGAAAGAGAUGAGGGAGAAGAGUCUCGACUGAGGCUGCAGCUGAAGAGGAAACUUCAGCGCAACAGAACCAGCUUCACAACAGAGCAGAUCGAGGCCUUGGAUAAGGAGUUUGAGAGAACACAUUAUCCAGAUGUUUUCGCACGGGAGCGACUCGCACACAAAAUCGACCUUCCAGAGGCAAGGAUACAAGUGUGGUUUUCCAAUCGAAGAGCCAAAUGGAGGCGCGAGGAGAAGCUUCGAAACCAGAGGCGGUCUGGAGGCGGGACUUCCUGUGCUCAAACACACGCUUCACUGAGCACAUCCUUUAACUCAGCUGUCUAUCAUCAUCCGCAUGGCAACAGUGCAGCCUCCAUGUUCAGUCAGAGUGACACGGCUCUCCCCAGUUACAACACUCUGUCAGUCUACUCUGGGGUUCAGUCGGCUCCUUCUCCAUCUGCCUCCUCAUACUCGUGCAUGCUGCCUCCAUCCCCAUCUGCCCCUCGCUCUUUUGAGACGUCAUACUCCUCUCCCCAUCUACCACCUCCUCCUUCAGCAAACACCAGCGCAGGUUUGAUUUCUCCAGGCAUUUCUGUACCUGUCCAGGUACCAGGAAAUGAUCAAAAUAUGGGGCAGUAUUGGGCCAUACUGCAGUGAAAAGAAAAGGCGAGGUAGAAUUUGCAUUAGAAUACUAAAUAUGUAUGUUUACAAAAGGUCAAAAACUAAAUGUUCUAAACGCUGAGGGAAAUAAUCCUCUGAUGGUUAAACCUAAAGAACAAAAUUCCUUAAUUUGACAUGCACAUUUAUUUUAGCCAUAUUUUUAGAUCUGAUGACAGUGUGCUAUAUUUGCUUCCAUUCAAUUUCAGACAGACAGGAAUGUAUAUGAUUUACAUGAUGAAGCAUUGUGCAAUGACAUUCGUGCUGUUUUUUAGCAAAUGUCUCUUGCAGUAAGUUCCUGCAGCAACUUUGCAGAAUUGCGGAUAUUAUGAUGUUUUAAUAACAUAACUGUGGUUUCAACUUCUUUAAUGAUAAUUCCUCAUUUCUCCACUGCAAUUUUCCCUUUAAAGUCAUUUAUUUGUUGUGAUCAUUUUCAUAAUCAGAUAUGUGAUAUAUCACUUUUUAUGAAAUGUUUUUGACCUUAUCCUUUCACAAACCUCAGUAAGCUUGUGACAAUCAAGGCAAAUGCCAAGUUCAAUCAGAGCAGGGACUGAAAGCCAGUCAUAUUUGCACUUAAUCAAUGACCAGUAAACAGCUGUUUGAUUUAAAAAGCAGAAAGCAGUGACUAUCACAUCAGUGAAUACUAUAUGCAAAAAUCUCCAGCAUAUCUCAUCUGGCAAGCCAAAGUAUUUAUAUUGAACAUAGUGUCAUACAGUAUAUAUUUAUGACUCUGAGAAAAUGUUUGAAUAUUAGGAAACUAUCUCUGUGCUUAAACUACAGUUUAUGGAUUUUUUAUGCUCUUUCUCUCUUUGUGUGUGUGUGUGAAGGAGAGAGAGAAAUAAGGAUUUACAAUGAAAUUGCUUCUUUUUCAUUCUUUUAAAAUUAACAACACACUUUUUGAUUCAAAUUUUAUCAGCACAACAUGAAAAGUUGAACUGAAAAAUUAACAUUAAUUUCAGACUGUUCAGAAUCUCGCUUUUUAUUUAAUGACAGCCACGCUUAAAGGAAUAGUGCACCCAAAAAUGAAAAUCUGCUAAAAAUGUGCUCAUCCU